UAGUCUAAAACCGGCGAUAAAGCAGGGGGGCAGAAAUGGGUAGCCUGACAUAUGGAUCUCUCCCCAUGGCUAUUUUUCGUUAGCGCAGAGUUACAACGAUGCAGCGCGGCUGGUGGAGGACUAGUACAUGCUUCGUUGAAAGGCACGGACAUUUCAGGACUUCUUCGGGGUCCAUUUGAAAGAUUGGAACGAGCGAGGGUAUAAUAUCAGAUCGAGUUCUGUUCGCAGUUUAGAGCUUCCCAUUUUGGUAUGCCGGAACAUGCCGCAAUUCAUUCGCAGUCUCUCAGCAUUUCAUUCGACGUUGACCAUCACCAACACUGCUUCUAUGCCUCACCGUGUCCCCAAAACUGAUAAUGACCCUCCUCUUCUUCGGAAGAGCACUGGCAUGCAGCCGACCUCCAACCUACCGUUCAAGAUAUUCAUCGGUGGUCAUCUCGUCCCCGAGCCAUUUGUGACAGUCCCUCAGCUGAAAGGACAUCUGGCUCUUUUGCACCGCUUUGCUGAGCUGAAGGACAAAGUCGAGAAUAUGACGGAAGCGGAGCGAGCAAGUUACCUCCAGAUCCCCGCUGACAAGGUCCAUCGUUGGAAUUGGUUUGUUGCGCUAGCUGUUGAGAGAUUCGAGAAAUGGUGCCUGACGAAAUCCUGUAUAGAGCGGGGUGUAGACCGUGAAGACUUUGUUGUGAAAUAUCUUCCUCCGCUGGACGUCAUCAUGGUCUGGCACGCCUAUCAGUUAAACCCUGCCCGUUAUCUUGAUGACAGUUUCCGAAUCAAAGGUCUUGGGGACCAUGGCCAUUGGUUCGAGAUCAUGGACCGAGUCUUCCUUGCCUACACCGGCGACUGUGUGAUAGCUGAGAGAAAGAUGACCAGCCGAGGUGUUGGAUGUCCCAAGUGUUUCGAUAGACUUUCCGUUCCACUGCUUGAUGCGAACGAUAGCGGAUACCUGCAACAGAACUUCAAGUUUACGUGCCCAAAGUGUAGCCAUAUUGUUACCAAAGAGACUUUGGCUGUUCACAAGCUCGUGGUCGAUCUUGUAGUAUGCGAUGCGACGUUAUCACAGACGCUCCAUUAUUCAGGUGCCGCAGCUCUUUGUGACCCCAUACGUGCGAGGCAGAUCAAGGCGGCGGUGUUGCGGUCGGAUGUCUUCAAGCCUAAAAGAACCCAGGUAUCUCCGCGUGAAUGGGCUAUGGAUAUUCAGGAAGCUGUGGGUUACGAUAUGGCGAAGCUCAAGGAGCACAUGGGCAUCUAUAUGAAGGACAGAGGAGCCAAACUGCUGGACAAGGUCUUGAGCGCCUACAAAAAUGACAAGAUAUUCUCAUUGGAUCUCGCUGACGCAGUUUUACGCCAAGGUUCUUUCACCGCCAAGAUGCGCAAAUUCGGAUGGAGCGAAUCGGACUUUUUCGCCUCACCGGGAGACGAGGUCGCGCUGAAGCACUGCAUCGCGAGAUAUCAUGCAUUCCUCAACCUCAUGUCAAGCAACCCCAAGGACUUUUUCGUACCCACGCUAGAUAUCGAUCUUGCGUGGCACACGCACCAACUCCUGCCGAGUUACAAUGGCGACUGUAUCAGCUACCUGCAGCGCUCUGUUGACCACGAUGACAACGUCGAGGAGAACGCGCUCUCGGACGCGUUUGAUAAGACCUGUCUGGCAUGGGAGAGAUGCUACAACAUCCGAUACGCAUCUGCCAUCAAGAUAGGAGAACGACUGGGCGGACAGCCGUUGCCUUAUUACAGCAUCCCGCCUUCGGACGAUCUCGUUGGGGGUGAUCAGAUUCAUAGGGCGGUUUCCGGACGAGAUGAUCUGGCGUUCUUGGCUCCUGUCUCGUUGCGCAGUGGUGGAUGUGGCGGUGGUUGCGGUGGUGGAGGAUGUGGGGGUGGUUGUGGGGGUGGUUGUGGUAGUCGUGUUGGCUCCCGUGGUGGUGGUUGUGGAGGCGAGUGCGGAGGCGGUGGAGGUUGCGGAGGCGGGUGCGGUGGUGGAGGUUGCGGAGGCGGCGGCGGCGGCGAUUAGGCUUGCGCCGAUCUCAACGAGCAUUUGACUUUGCUUUUCUUCUCCUGUGGUUGUUAUGAAACUGCUAAUACCAUCAUUGCCCUCUUAUGCUUCCAGUCGAUGCGAAGAUAAUAAGCGACAUUUAUCACCCAGACUCAGACACCGUUCGAAUGGGCAACGGAUGCCCCAUAUCUUUCAACCUUAUCAUCCAUUGUCGACUUUAUGAGCUGGAUUUUCGUCUCUACCGCAGGCGAACCUUUACACUAGAAAUG
This is a messenger RNA of Guyanagaster necrorhizus, 2256 nucleotides long. RefSeq lists its product as uncharacterized. The record is from RefSeq and is a predicted model, not a curated record. The transcript has 16 exons. NCBI's taxonomy places the organism in Eukaryota, Fungi, Basidiomycota, Agaricomycetes, Agaricales, Physalacriaceae. The coding region runs from base 260 to 2005 and encodes 581 amino acids.